CCCUUCCCGGCUCUGCGCCUGGUCCAGGCCUUCCCUGGCCAGCGUGACCUACUUUCCUGGCUGAGUGACACUGAGGGGAAAAUGGUCGGUGACGGGCAGCCCUGCUCUGCGUGCAGCCAGCGGGGAGGGUGACCAGUGCCCUCGCAGCCAGGUCGCUUGGGCAGCCGGAGACGUCAUCUGAGUGACUCAGUGUUUGUCCUCUGCACACUGCACUGACCAGCCUGACGGGAACACCGGCCACGUGAUGUGGGCCCCUGGGCGGCUGUGCUGUGGGGAUGCCAGGACCUGCUGCUGCGAUGCAGCUGACGUGCAGGGUGGACGCUCUUCUGUCCCAGAUCCCGUUUCCUGAGGCUUUGUGCUUUGGCAGAGGCCAGGAGGCACCUUGGCUGGGGGAGACCCCAGGACCAGGGUGACAUCUGAGACCCCGCCAGUGCCCCCGGGCAGGUCUGCGGAGCAAUGCUGGCCUGGCCUUGGCUGUGCUCUGCCAGAGGGGCCAGCGCUGUUCUACACUCGGAGAGCCAUGGGAGCUGGGUCUCGAGAGCGCCCUGAGUCUGUGCGCCCUACACUAGCCUGGCCCACCCCAUGGGCCCUGGUGGGCCAGGGAAAUGACACACCCAUCCUCAUGCUAAGCGAGGGGUCCUCGACCCUUCCCUGCACUCCAGGGAAGCAAUUGCGGCUCCUAGGAGGAACCACAUGUCUUGGAAAACACCACAGCAAAGGUGUGCGUGCUUCUGCAGUCCAAAAUAUCACAGAAUGACUGGAAAUAAUCCUGGUCUGAAAAAAAUCUCACUCUCGCCCCACUAGCCAAGAACUGUGAAGAAAGAAGACAGCAGAGGAAAGUCUAGGCCUCUCCUGUCCAGAUACUCAGGUACCUGUGGCUGCAUUCCACUUUCACUCUGAAAACACAAGCACCUUUGGGGUCCGUGUCCCUCAAGGCAGGAGCCAUGCCUUCAAAUCACCCUCUGCCUUCUGGACGCUCUUGUAUCAGUCAGCACAGGCCAGCUGUGCUGUGUAACAAGUAGCCUGAGAUGCAGAGUGGCUCCUUUCCAUUCAGGCCCCAUGCCGAGCAGGGUGGGCUGGUGCCCUCCUGGUCCUCACCCCAGGGCUAGUGCCCUCCUGGUCCUCACCCCAGGGCUAGCUGUCAGGCAGGGCUCUGAGACGCACUAGACACUGGGCACUGAGAGGUGACAACCUCUUGCAUUUCCUCGGCCAAAGCAGGUCUGCUGGCCAGGCCAGUGCAUAGGCAGUAGGGAGCCUGAAUCCCCAAGCAGGCUGGGGGGGCACAGCCAAGUUCCAGGAGUGGACAUGCCAUCAGCCUCUGGACCAGCAGGGACAUCUAAGCUCAGAGCAGCUGUGAGGGCCUCGCCCACCUGGGCCUGGCAUUGCUGGCAGUGAGGCCGCAGGACACCAGGGCGGGUCCCACCGCCUCGUUGCUACAGACCCUGCAGACCCUGCUUGGGCCUGGCUGCUGAGUGUGGCCGGUAGGGGGAGCAGAGCACCGCUCAAAUGGAAGGGAGCCUGCAGCAGUCCCUCCGCUGGGCUCCCUGGGGCCAAGGAUGAGACGGGAGGACCAUGCUCCAAGGCAGGCCAGGCGCUGCUGGUUCUGCCACCGCGGAAGCCACCUGGUGUCCUCUUCCCAGGGUCCUGGGAACCCUGCCCUGGAUUCAGCCCAGCUGGAGGGUGGCAGGGCCGGGGUGGCUGCUCAGGGGCACCUUCCUGCCUCAGCCUGGCCCAAGUCAGUGCAGCCCUGCGCCUCAAGCCCGCUCCUCCAGGCUCCCUCCAGGCAGCCAAGCUGCCUGCCUUGGACCCAGUGGCUGCUGGGGUGGGCACGGGGGUGGCCUUAGGGUAGCGCGAGUCCCACAGGUGUCCUGGAGCCCUUGGCCAGCCGGAUGCUGUCUGCGUCGGGAGGGCGGGCAGGGCCACGGCAGGGCCACCACAGCUCCCCAGGGCGUUAGAAAUGGCGCUGCAGAGCCAGCACCUCACCCCGUCUCACCAGCAGAGCUGACAGCGCAGACUAAAAAUAACGGGCGUUUCUCCCGCAAGCAGCGGCUGUGCAACACACUGAGCCCUGCCGCCCACCCUCAUCACAGGGUGCUGAGCCACACCAGACCCAGUGUGUGGUCACUGUUAGCCCAGGCCUGCGACCCUCUCCAUGCACAUGGGAGCCCUGUCCAGCAAGGGGUGGCCCAGAGGUGGCCUGGGCCAGCUGAUGCCACAACCCAUCACAGUCCCUGCCCUGCCACAGUCCCUCGGGGACACGAUGGGCACGUGCUGCGCCCGAUGCUGUGUCCCCCACCCCUGCUUUGCUCCACGGCGUCCCGGGGAGUCCUGAGAACCCUCGUGCCCUCUGUGGGCUGCUGCCCUCCCAGGGGUCUGCAGUGCGUCCUCCCAGGGAGGCGGGUGUCAGAGGCCAGGGGGCUGCAGAGUGCGACGCAGGCCGGACUGUGGCCUCCGGGCAGAUGGUGCAGCCUCACCACAGGGGCCCCGUGCCAGCCCACACUGCUGGCCUUGGUGGCCAGGACCUCCAGCCAGGGCUGUGCCUUGCCCAUGGAGCUGCAGUCUGGGGCUGCCUGCUCCUGGGGUCUGGGCCCAGCAGGCUGGGGGCUGGUCACAGGUAGCAGCAGGGGCAGCCCCUCUCCUCAGCAGAGCUGCGCCCCUUGUACUACUGCCCAGGCAAGGGUCCUCCCUGUCUCCAGGGUGCCCCUCGGCUUCGAGUCCUUCUCCCUUCCCGAGAUAGUACUCCCACCUGCCACUUCCAGAAAGUGCAUGUUAGGGCUUAAAACCGAAUGUCCCCCAAAGCCUCAUGUGCCAGAAGUGGGGCUCUGGGGAGAGGCUAAAUCGUGGGUGCGAGAGGCUGGAUGAGUCCACGAUAGGCUUGGCACAGGUCUGGGUGUGGCUGGUGGACUUACUGAAGAGCGGAGCCCCACCCUGGAUGUGGGUGCACCAACCAAUAGGCUUGCAGCCUGGAGGGAAUAAAAAGGGAGAAGAAGGAAGGCACCCUGCCUCCUGUCUGCCCUGCCAGGGGCUGCUUCCGCUCUGCCACGUCACCCUGCCUUGGAGCCAGCUGACGCCGAUUAGAGAAACCUCUACACACU
This is a messenger RNA of Heterocephalus glaber (naked mole-rat), 3095 nucleotides long. NCBI's taxonomy places the organism in Eukaryota, Metazoa, Chordata, Mammalia, Rodentia, Bathyergidae. The record is from RefSeq and is a predicted model, not a curated record.